Strongylocentrotus purpuratus (purple sea urchin) is the source of this 1465-nucleotide messenger RNA. RefSeq names its product peptidyl-prolyl cis-trans isomerase B-like. The record is from RefSeq and is a predicted model, not a curated record. The coding region runs from base 165 to 743 and encodes 192 amino acids. Gene Ontology annotation, molecular function: peptidyl-prolyl cis-trans isomerase activity. The transcript has 7 exons. Gene Ontology annotation, biological process: protein peptidyl-prolyl isomerization. Gene Ontology annotation, cellular component: intracellular membrane-bounded organelle. NCBI's taxonomy places the organism in Eukaryota, Metazoa, Echinodermata, Echinoidea, Camarodonta, Strongylocentrotidae.
CCCCUACACAGAGGUAGAGGUCAGUGGCUUGACUCCUCGCAGUCCGUGUCACGAGUUUAACCAUCACACAUCUCUUCUUCGCCUCCUGUUUUACAGCUUCCUGAGGUAACUAAACGUCGUUCGGUUUGCCCUCUUCUUUGAUAAUUUACCUGCAUAAAGUAAUAAUGUCCAGCCAACGAGGUGCAGGAGGAGAAUCAGUUGCUAUGGUGACUCACAAGGUCUUCUUUGAUAUUACAAUUGGAGAUGAAAAAACUGGCAGGAUUGUGAUCGGUCUCUUUGGACAAACUGUUCCUAAAACAGCCACUAACUUCAUCGACUUGGCCACUGGUGAGAAAGGGUUUGGAUACAAAGGAAGCAAGUUUCAUCGCGUGAUCAAGGAUUGCAUGAUCCAGGGAGGUGACUUCACAAAGGGAGAUGGCACAGGAGGUAAGAGCAUCUACGGUGACAUAUUCAAGGACGAGAACUUCAAGCUGAGCCACUACGGUGCCGGAUGGCUGAGCAUGGCCAACGCAGGCAAGGACACCAACGGAUCCCAGUUCAACCUCAUAACCAUCAAGACAACCUGGCUCGAUGGCAGGCAUGUGGUCUUUGGUAAAGUUUUAGAAGGAAUGGAUGUCGUGAGAAAGAUUGAAAAUACGAAGACGGGGGAUAAUGACAAACCUGUAAAAGACUGCGUCAUCGCUGACUGCGGCACUAUUGAUAUUGAGAAGCCUUUCGCCGUCGACAAGGAAGCAGCCAUGUAAACUGCCUCCAUUCCUUACUGUCUCCCGUUCUACCUAGAUAUACAAAUUUACAGCAACAACAAAAACCUUUUCUGCGUCAUCGCAGACAGCGGCACUAUUGACACUGAGAAGCCUUUCGCUGUCGACAAGGAAGAAGCCAUGUAAACUGCCUCCAUCCCUUACUGCCUCCCGUUCUACCUAGAUAUACAAAUUUACAGCAACAACAAAAACACUUUCUGCGUCAUCGCAGACAGCGGCACUAUUGACACUGAGAAGCCUUUCGCUGUCGACAAGGAAGCAGCCAUAUAAACUGCCUCCAUCCCUUACUGCCUCCCGUUCUACCUAGAUAUACAAAUUUACAGCAACAACAAAAACUCUUUCUCUCAGGAAAUAGAUGUAUAGCUUGUCUAGUCUUUCAAAUUCACAUGCAGUUUAUGCAAUAUGUUAUCAAUUAUAAUCAUAAUGAUGGUAGUGGUUCAGCUUAGAUAUCAAAUUGUAUGACCUCGAUCCCUGAUUGUUUGACCAAGGUUUUUGUGUGUUUAUAAUUUCAAACUUGUCCAUCAUAUCUGAUUCUAAGGAAUACAUCUGUUCUAGUCAGUGUGUAAUUGUUCUCACAUUAAAUAUAGAUGGAAAGUAAUCCAGAUUCCUUUGCACUGUCGUAUAUAGCUAAUAGUUACUGCAUUGCUUUAUCCUCUUCCAUGGUAUUAAAAACUAUUUUGCACGCAGAAAGAAACUUUGAAAAA